AUGGGUCAAUCUGGUUCACAACUCGAGGAUAUGGUCAACUCGUCUAACUUCUCUGCAGAAGAAAUUCAACGUCUGUACAAGCGUUUCAUGAAGCUGGAUAAGGAUAACUCUGGCUCUAUCGAUAAGGACGAGUUUCUCUCCAUCCCACAAAUCGCCAACAAUCCUUUGGCCUCUCGUAUGAUUGCCAUUUUCGAUGAGGACGGCGGAGGGGAUGUUGAUUUCCAUGAAUUCAUCAAAGGCUUGAGCGCAUUCAGUGCUCGCGGUAAUAAGAGAGAAAAGCUGGAAUUUGCCUUCAAGGUGUAUGAUAUGGACAGAGAUGGAUUUAUUUCAAACGGUGAACUAUUCCUCGUGCUCAAAAUGAUGGUUGGAAGUAAUCUGAAGGAUAACCAAUUGCAGCAAAUUGUCGAUAAAACCAUUAUGGAAGCUGACAAGGAUGGUGAUGGAAAGAUUAGCUUUGAGGAGUUCCUAGUUAUGGUCGAGAACACAGAUGUAGCAAAACAAAUGACACUCGAGAGCUUCUAA
This is a messenger RNA of Mucor velutinosus, 522 nucleotides long. RefSeq lists its product as uncharacterized. NCBI's taxonomy places the organism in Eukaryota, Fungi, Mucoromycota, Mucoromycetes, Mucorales, Mucoraceae. The record is from RefSeq and is a predicted model, not a curated record. Gene Ontology annotation, cellular component: calcineurin complex. Gene Ontology annotation, molecular function: calcium ion binding; calcium-dependent protein serine/threonine phosphatase regulator activity; phosphatase binding. Bases 1 to 522 code for a protein of 173 amino acids. The transcript is spliced from 3 exons. Gene Ontology annotation, biological process: protein dephosphorylation; calcineurin-mediated signaling.